AUCCAUCGGACCAUCGGCACCAUCGGCCAUCCGCCUUUCCUGGCCUGUCUUGUUGUUGUCAAUGUCAAAGAGAGAUAGAUGAUGCCUCUUGUCUUGACGAUCCUUGUGCUUUUGUUAUCAUUCCUGGGAGCGUCCUCGCUGUCGCUUCUGGACGCAAGACGUCGGCAUUUGCUCCUCAGUCCAGCAGCCGGAGCCCUGCUUCCGGUAUUCUCGUCCUCGGCCGCCAUUCUGGAAGUAGACGAGAUUCAGUCCACCAUCACGGGUGUCCAGUUUCGCGAUGAUCGAAUUGGUCAAGGAGAUGUCGUGGGAGGAAAGGACGUAGUAGUUCUGCAUUUACAAGGACUUCGCCGAGAUGGUUCUGUGAUUGUCGACACUCGAGAACAGGGGCAACCGAUACUGCAUCAACUAGGGAGUGUGGUGAACUUUGAUGUGUUUGGUGGCGAUUCCAGUAAACGUCCCAUUAUCACUUUGGGAGUUGAAGAUGGGAUUCGUGGCAUGAGAUAUGGAGGAAUCCGUCGAAUAGUCAUUCCAUCGCCGCUGGGAUAUGGUCAUGCGGGUGUCUCUCGGUACGAUGCGAUGAAAAUGGGCCUAUUAAAACCUGUGCCACGCGAUGAGCUCCUCCGCUUUGAAGUUGAGAUAUUACGAUGUGUGGAUGUACCAUUUGGAGAUGCCGAGAGCAACCCGAAUGGUUUGGUAGCGCAGGCAUGCUGCACAGAACCAAGCUAUCCAUGCAAGACGGACAGGACGGAUGAUGCCAGGUAAUCCUCUCAGUAGGGAUUCACAGGAGAAGUGGACACCGUAGUCAUGACGUGUUGGAGGUGUGUCGCUGUCAUAGAAAGUGGCGAAAAGAAACUGGAAGAUCGCUGUCUAGCUAGAAAUUAAUGAGAGAAGCAAUCGCACCACCCAACGCUGCAUUAUUAGUUUGUUGUGGUCAAUAGUUUGUUCUCGUUACUAAUCUGCCAUCGGUACUGUACUGUUUGGCCGG
Messenger RNA from Seminavis robusta, 985 nucleotides. The record is from the annotation of a GenBank genome assembly. Lineage: Eukaryota; Bacillariophyta; Bacillariophyceae; Naviculales; Naviculaceae.